UGUCCCGCGAGGGCCUCUAGGCCCGUUACCGGUCGUCCCUCGCUUGCCUUUCCUCCAAAACCCUAGCCCUCUCCCCGACUCUCUCCUAAAGCCCUGCUGCAAGAGCGGGCAAGAGCCGGAGAAGGCAACGCCCACCUCUCUCGUGGCCGUGGACUUCCACUUCCCUCUGACUCCAAAGCAAAAACCUGGUAUAACUCUACAGCUUCGCCGUUGAUCCGCUCCUCUGCUGCGCGCCGGAGAUGAAGAACCUGAAGCUUUCUUCCCAGCAGUCGGUGCAGCUCGAUCUGCAAUUCGAGGGAGAAACCCUUCUCCUCUCCGCUUUCGACAUCGAGCACAACCGUAUUUUCUUCGCCUCCUCGGCCAACGUUAUCUAUACUCUCCAACUUCCUUUAUCUCAACAUCUAUACGAAAAGGGAGUGCCAUGGAGCAAAGCCCUUUUAUCGUCAGAACCUGAGCCUAUAGAUUUGGAACCAGGGGACUCCAUAGUUGCAAUGGAUUAUUUGAUAGAGAAGGAGGCACUGAUGGUGGGUACUUCAAGUGGCUGCCUGGUACUACUUAUUAUGGACAGCAGAAUGACUGAACUUAUCGGGAGGGUGGAGGGUGGUGUGAAGAGCAUUGCUUCUAGUCCAGAUGGAGCACUUUUCGCUGUAACAACUGGUUCAGGACAGUUACUAGUCAUGACUCAUGACUGGGAAGUACUGUAUGAAACUGCACUUGACCCUCAACUUUCCGAUAAUGUGUUCAUGGAUGACAUGGAUGGUUCUCCUGGCAAUGGGUUCCAGAGUUCCAUUUCUUGGCGAGUUGAUGGGAAAUAUUUUGCUACUCUUGGUGGAGUUCAUGAUUCUUCUUCUUUGCAAAAGCUUAGGGUUUGGGAACGAGAAUCUGGAAUGUUGCAUUCUGCUUCAAACUCCAAGACCUUUAUGGGGAAAACCUUAGACUGGAUGCCAAGUGGAGCUAAGCUGGCGGCUGUAUGUGACAGGAGGGCUGAAAACAAAUGUCCUCUUAUUGUCUUCUUUGAGAAGAAUGGAUUGGAGAGGAACUCCUUUUCCAUUGACGAGCCAGCAGAGACGACAAUUGAGAUCUUAAAAUGGAAUUGCAAUUCAGACCUUCUUGCUGCUUCUGUUACUUGUGAUCAGUAUGAUGCUAUUAAAAUUUGGUCUUUUAGCAACUACCAUUGCUACUUAAAACAAGAAGUAAGAUACUCAAAGAAAGAUGAAGUGAAGUUCGCCUGGAAUCCAACAAAACCGUUGCACCUAAUUUGUUGGACUCUGAGUGGCAUGAUCAUAAGCUACAACUUUGUUUGGAUGUCUGCUGUCACAGAGACCACAACUGCAUUGGUUAUUGAUAAGUCCAGUGUACUGGUAACUCCCCUUGCUCUGUCCCUCAUGCCACCUCCCAUGUCUCUUUUCAGUCUGAAGUUUCAUACUGCUGUUCAAGACAUUGCCUUCAUUUCUAAGAGCGCAAAGAACUAUAUGGCUGCACACCUCUCUGAUGGCAGUUUGUGUGCCGUGGAGCUUCCUACUAUGGAUUUAUGGGAUCAGUUUGAAGGCAAAGAAUUUGGAAUUGGAACUUGUCUCUCUGAAUUAAAUUUGGGAGCUUUUAUGCAUCUCACUUGGUUAGAUUCACAUAUUCUUCUUGGUGUAUCUUGCUGCCAGGCUACUAACUGUUCAAUGUCAUUGAGGGAAGAUGUUCUUGCACAUCAACAACAGAAACAUGCUAACAAUUAUUAUUUACAGGAGAUUGAACUUGUAUGUUCUGAGGAUUCUGUGCCUGGUUCCGUCAGUUCUUCAGGUUGGCGUGCAAAGAUCUCCAACACAUUGUCGCUAGAGGGACCUGUUAUUGGUAUUGUCCCUAAUCCUGCAAAAAGAUCUUCAGCCUUUGUUCAGAUGAAUGGAGGAUCUGUUUUCGAGUAUACUUCAAAUAUGAGUACCAUGAGGGUUUCUGCAGGGUCACAUUCUCGUGAAUUUGAUUCUGCGUAUGGAUUUCCAUCAUCAUGCCCUUGGAUGAAAGCUGUUGCUAUUCAUGACAAAGGCGUUAUGGGAUCAUUACUUUUUGGGCUUGAUGACAGUGGUAGGCUGCAUGUUGGCAGAAGGGUAUUAUGCAAUAGUUGCAGCAGUUUCUCAUUCUACUCCAAUACCUGCAGAGUUACUGAAGUGGUUUCACACUUGAUUCUUACCACAAAGCAGGAUUUACUGUUUAUUAUCAGUAUUGAUGACAUUUUGCAUGGGGAUCCUGAAGUAAAAUUUGGAAGUUACAGCAGUAGUCAAAAUCAAGGGAAGGAAAAUAAGGAAUAUGUGAAUAUAUGGGAAAGAGGGGCAACGGUGAUUGGUGUUAUGCACGGGGAUGAAGCAGCAGUCUUAUUGCAAACUAAUCGGGGCAACCUCGAAUGCAUUUACCCCAGAAAGUUGGUUCUUGUAUCAAUCAUUAAUGCUUUGGUCCAAGGACGUUUUAGAGAUGCAAUGCUCAUGGUAAGGCGACACAGGAUAGACUUCAACGUGAUUAUUGACUAUUGUGGCUGGAAAACUUUUCUUAAAUCAGCUGCAGAGUUUGUUAGUCAAGUGAAUAAUCUUGGUCACAUCACAGACUUUGUCUGUUCAAUCAAGAAUGAGAAUGUUAUUAAUACUUUGUACAAGCCAUAUAUUUCUCCACCCACUCUCACUGAAAACUCCACAGGACAAUCAGAAGGUUCUCAGGGUUUUGGCACAGAAAACAAGAUUUUUUCUGUAUUGCUGGCAGUUCGGAGAGCCCUUGAGGAACGGAUGAAAGAAAGUCCAGAAAGAGAGCUUUGCAUAUUGACCACUUUAGCUCGUAGCGAGCCUCCUGCUCUAGAGGAAGCACUUAACAGAAUUAAAGUAAUCCGUCAGUUGGAACUGUCUGGGGUUGAUGAUGGUCGGCAAAGAUCGUAUCCUUCUGCCGAAGAAUCUCUAAAGCACCUCUUGUGGUUGACAGAUCCUGAAGCUGUUUAUGAAGCUGCAUUAGGCUUGUAUGAUCUGAACCUUGCUGCCAUUGUGGCAUUAAACUCUCAAAAAGAUCCAAAGGAAUUCCUUCCUUUUCUCAAAGGACUGGAAAACUUGCCUCCUGCUGUUAUGAGGUAUACAAUUGAUCUAAGACUACGUAGGUAUGAGAGUGCACUUAAACAUAUUGUUUCAGCAGGUGAUGCUUAUUAUGAAGAUUGCAUAAAUCUCUUGAAGAAUAACCCUGAACUUUUUCCACUUGGCCUUCAAUUGUUUACCGAUGAUAUCAAGAGGAGGCAGGUUCAGGAGGCAUGGGGUGAUCAUCUUCAUGCUGAAAAAUGCUUUGAAGAUGCUGGUGUGGCUUAUUUAUGCUGUUCCUCAUAUCAGAAAGCCUUGAGGGCAUAUCGUGCUUGUGGUGAUUGGAGAGAUUUGUUUAUAGUAGCCGGACUUCUCAAACUAGGAAAGGAAGAAAUUCUUCAUCUAGCAAAUGAGCUCUGCGAAGAAUUUCAAGCACUUGGGAAUCCAGCCGAGGCUGCUAAAAUUGCACUCGAGUAUUGUGCUGAUGUUGCUAGAGGUGUUAACUAUUUUAUAAUGGCACGAGAAUGGGAUGAGGCUCUUAGAGUUGCUUUUAUGAAUGAAAGGGAGGAUUUAAUCUCUGAUGUGAAGGAUGCAACUUUGGAAUGUGCCACUACGUUGAUAUCUGAAUAUAAGGAGGGAACAGAGAAAGUGGGGAAGUACCUAGCCCGCUACCUAGCUGUGCGUCAAAGAAGAAUAGUUCUUGCUGCUAGAAUUCAAUCCGAGGAUAGAUUGGUGAAUGAUGCUGAUUAUGAUACUGUUUCAGAAACCAGCAGUCGUUUCAGUGAGAUGAGUGCAUACACCACAAGGACAGCAAAGGACUCAGUGGCUUCCAUCAGCUCUAGUACUGCCAGUAAGUCACGAGACAUAAGACGCCAAAGGCACAAGGGUGGAAAAAUUCGUGCUGGAAGCCCUGGAGAGGAGAUGGCACUGGUCGAACAUUUGAAGGGCAUGUCUCUUACUGCCAGUGCUCAACAUGAACUCAAAUCCUUGCUGAAAGCUCUUGUGAUGCUGGGAAAGGAGGAAAUCGCUCAGCAAAUACAAUCUGUAGGAGAUCACUUUCAAUUAACUCAAGAGGCAGCUGUGAAACUGGCUGAAGAUACCAUGACGAAUGAGACUGUUGAUGAAAACACCCAUACCUUGGAGCAUUAUGUGAAAAAACUAAGGGCGCCGCACCAUUUGCAGGCCCUCUGUUGGCAAUCAAAAGUAUUGAUGCCACCUUUGCAGGGGCAUCGAAAUACUGGUGGCUAGCAUGGACAUGUUUGUGAAGAUACACAUGCAGAGCAAUGGCCAUGCGGCUCGGCGAGUGCAAUUUUUUUUUUCUGAGGCAGCAUCAGUGAUUUACAUUUUUUCCCUCGAGUACUGCGGAUUUUUGAUUGUUAUUGCAUGUCUAUAUUUUUUUAUUUUAUGAAUGAUUCAUUCUAAUGGUUUCUGUCAAAAGCUUAUCGCUCGUAUAAUUUUGCAUAUCAAAUUUUGGUUCUUAACCUUAUAUGGCAACCUUGUAAUAUGGAAUAAAGUUUAUUAUCGUAUUAAUUUUUGUCUUGCCUUUUA
Phoenix dactylifera (date palm) is the source of this 4580-nucleotide messenger RNA. It is a transcript of the gene ABO1, whose product is annotated as IKI3 family protein. Gene Ontology annotation, biological process: tRNA wobble base 5-methoxycarbonylmethyl-2-thiouridinylation. The record is from RefSeq and is a predicted model, not a curated record. Gene Ontology annotation, molecular function: protein binding; tRNA binding. Gene Ontology annotation, cellular component: cytosol; elongator holoenzyme complex. Lineage: Eukaryota; Viridiplantae; Streptophyta; Magnoliopsida; Arecales; Arecaceae.